This is a messenger RNA of Coffea eugenioides, 1269 nucleotides long. Its product is annotated as protein IQ-DOMAIN 32-like. The record is from RefSeq and is a predicted model, not a curated record. NCBI's taxonomy places the organism in Eukaryota, Viridiplantae, Streptophyta, Magnoliopsida, Gentianales, Rubiaceae. Gene Ontology annotation, molecular function: protein binding. The coding region runs from base 1 to 1269 and encodes 422 amino acids. The transcript is spliced from 4 exons.
AUGGGUAAAGCAGGAAAAUGGAUCCGGAACUUUUUGUUAGGCAAAAGGGAGGAGAAAGACAAGCACAAGAAAAGAGUGAAUUCAGUUGCCAUAGAGGUAAGCAAUUUAGGAAGUCCAAGAGCAAUCUUAUCAGUUACAAAAGAGAGGAGGAGAUGGAGCUUCAAGAAAUCCACCACCACAGAAAAAGACACUCGUCGCAAUCUGUCAUUUGACUCAAUCUCUACUCCCCACCUGGGAAAACAGGCCCUAGAGGAGCAUGAAAUUGAGCAAAUUCGUUUUAAGGCAAUGCUAGUAGCAACUAGCAAGCAAGUCAAUGGAACAAUGCCGGUUGUUACAACUGCUGUUUCACAAGCUAUAGGGCCCCUCAAAGAUGCUGCUGCCAUCAAAAUUCAGGCUGCAUUUCGUUCUUAUUUGGCAAGAAAAGCAUUGCGUGCUUUACGGGGACUGGUGAAGUUACAAGCAUUGGUAAGGGGUCACCUGGCCAGAAAACAAACAACUGCAGUUCUGAGGAGCAUGCACGCUUUGAUGACUAUCCAAGUUAGAGCUCGGUAUAGGAGAGUUCGGAUGGUUGAGGCUGGAGCAGAGAUUGCAACAAAAAGAUCAGGUCAUGGAGAAUCAGCUCGAAAUAGUACAGAUAGAAAGGAUGUUAAUGCUCAUGAGAUGAGGCCCUUAGAUUAUUCACAAGCUGAAAGAAAGGAACUUGGAGUCAUCACCACAUAUCACUCUGGUCGGUUUCCAAUAAACAAACAAGAAGAUCAGCCUGACCAGACAUGUUGUAGUCCAUCAGCAACAGUGACUGAAACGAGCUCCACCAAUCUGUCCACAACAAAACAAAUAAAAGUGCAAGCAUCCACUGCUCCACUUUCUCAUGAAAAUCGAGGUUACAUGUCCAACACAGCAUCUUCAAAGGCAAAAGCAAGGUCACACAGUGAACCAAAGCAAAGGCCAAAAAAAUGGCGCCCCGUACAAAAAAACAAGCAAUCAACAUCAGUGCGAGGUGUAAACGUCGCCCUUGAAGUUCAGGAGCAAUAUAUGCCUUCACCUUCAGAAUUCGAUGAGCAAGAAAAUCAGCAUCCAUGGUUCAUCAAGCUUUAUCGAUCUGCAAAGCAAGUAAACGGUAGUCAUGCAGAUCAUUCGAGUGUAGCAACUUGCAAUUCCAACUUUGAGAAGACUUUAAAUCCAUUUGAGGUAGCAAUUGACAGAAAAGUGGGUGGAGAGGCAGGCGGCAUGGAAGAAGCAAACAGAGAUGAAGCCAAAGUUUAUCCGUAA